Molecule: messenger RNA, 1094 nt
Organism: Carica papaya (papaya)
Lineage: Eukaryota; Viridiplantae; Streptophyta; Magnoliopsida; Brassicales; Caricaceae
Gene: TIC20-I
Product: translocon at the inner envelope membrane of chloroplasts 20
Source: RefSeq, a predicted model, not a curated record
GCUUGAAGAGGAUAGGAUUAGACGAUGAAACCGAAAGGGGGUUUCAGGAAACCCUAGGACUUUCACUUCAUCAAAUUCUCAACUUUAACCAAACCAUUUUAUCUAAUCUCGUUAAUGAGCAAAAUGCUCAAUGGAUGCACCAUGCCUUCCCGGCAUGUUUCCAUGAAUUACACCCCGUGUAAGCCCCUGCCGACAGCUUCAUUGCUAGGUAUCAGGAGUUUACGGGAACCAAACCAUCGGUUCAAAUCCUGGAUAUCAAGAGGUAUGCCUGCUUUACACCUUUCUGCUUCAUCUAUGCCGCUUUUAAGUGGAGAUCAAGGUCGCAUUUCGCAUAUAAUGCCUUUAUUACCUAGGCGGCGUGGAUGUUCUCUGGUGACUCGAGCGUCAAAGGAUGUUCCUUACAGCUUUCGAUUUCCUCCAAUGACGAAGAAGCCUAGAUGGUGGUGGAGGACUUUGGCAUGUCUUCCUUAUUUAAUGCCUCUUCAUGAAACUUGGAUGUAUGCUGAGACAGCUUAUCAUCUUCAUCCUUUCUUGGAAGACUUUGAAUUUCUGACCUACCCGUUUCUUGGAGCCAUUGGAAGGUUGCCUAGCUGGUUUUUGAUGGCUUAUUUUUUUGUUGCUUAUCUGGGAGUAGUUAGGAGAAAAGAGUGGCCUCACUUCUUUAGAUUUCAUGUGGUGAUGGGGAUGUUAUUGGAGAUUGCUUUGCAAGUGAUUGGAACUGUGAGUCGUUGGAUGCCUCUUGCUGUUUACUGGGGUAAGUUGGGAAUGCAUUUUUGGACUGCUGUAGCAUUUGGUUAUCUGUUUACUGUCUUGGAGUGCAUACGAUGUGCUCUUGCUGGUAUGUAUGCUGAUGUCCCAUUUGCUUGUGAUGCUGCUUAUAUCCAAAUUCCAUAUGAUUAAAUGGGAAUAUAAUGGACGAAACUUCUUCUUCCUUCCCAUUUUGUAUUGGGAAAUGAUUAGUUUUAUGUCUAGACUCCUUUUUCUGAAUUUCAUUAAUCAUCAUAAUACUCUGUACCUUUUUAGUUGACAAUGAUAAUAGCAGUGUUUGUCUAUUAUUCAAAUGGUAAUUCAAAGCCAUCCUCUUUUUGCGAUCU